CGCCAUUUCGAAUUUGGGGCCGUGUACACAGGAUGGACCUUAGGUACCAGGUACCUUAGGUAUCCUUCAAGUUACCUUAUUAGUGAAUGGCUCCGGGCUUCGACGCCCCAGAACGCAAUUCUGCCCCUAUCUAUAUUCGCUUGGAGCUACUCUGUGAUUCUCCCCACUGUGAUUGAGUAUGAGUGGGUUCCAUUCAUCAAUGACGGGAGCUUUGCGGUGGCUUGUGUUCGCUACCUAAAGUCGAUCGCCUAGGUCAAGUUAACUAGCGUGGUCCCGCGCAGACAAUACCUAUAGUCGCCCGGCCAACCGAUCACCCCUCAACUUUGUGCAGGGUAACUACUAGUACUAGUAGUGUACAUAGAUGUGCAUCGCGUCUAAGUUCCACUUUCCGGUUCAAGGCGACGCGAUCAUGGUUACUACGCGGCGGGGUAGCCGUCCAGCGGACGACGAUAGCAGUUCUGGAGAUGACAGUGACAUACCUGCUCACCCUGUCGGUCGCCGCGGACCUGCCGCCCCAACAUCUGCAACACUUAGACCCCCGAUUGAGGCUGCGGGCAGUUCGAAUCGUGCCAAAGGAAAGCGAAAGGCUACCGUGCCCGAUACACCACAAAAGCGUCCAAGACAUACUUCCGACAUUGUCAAAGAAUCGAUCGAAGUCCAACUGGAGGAUGACAACGUCGAUGCCGUGAUCAACGUUACCGACGCCCGACAUAGGCGCAUCGAGAUACCCCUUCCUACUCGCAAGGGACUUUGGGGAGAGGAGGGCAAGAGGAGAAACAAUCCUUCUAUUGCGGCAAUGGCGCCUUCGGAACCUUCGAUUGUCGGCGUUCGCGCCCCUCGCCCUCGCGCUAAGCGUAUCAACCGACAAACGAAGAGCGUAGAAGUCGUUGAUGAGCUUCUCACCUCCCAGGUAUCUAGGAGAAAAGCAGGGAAACCGUUGUUGGAAGCUAUGGCGGAGACACCUCGGCAUGGACGGCUCCUUCCACCAGCGCAGUAUGAAAGUCAAGGUGCCGGUAAGGAAGAUGACGAACUCCCGGGGAGCCCGGAACUUCAAUCUUCGGCCGUGAAACUCUCACCGAGGAGACGUGCUAGUGGAAUGGACGAUACUCUCGUAGGUGAAGAGGCGCAGGUCCGCCGUUACAAUCCGAAAACCCGCCCGUCGGCACCGAAACCCGCACCGAGGAGACUUGUUAGGGGAAUGGACAAUGCUCUAGUAGAUGAAGAAGCGGCGUCUCGCCGUCACAAUCCGAAACGCGGCGCCUUGGCACCGAAACGACGACCGAAGAAACCUAUGGUGGACAUCUACGAGGUGCCGGACGAUGAAGAAGAGUUGGAGCCCGGGAGACUCAGCCCGGAACUCCAGUUCUCAGCACCGGAACACCUAUCACGGAGGGCUGCCGCCGACCUCCAUAAUGUACCGCGAGAUGAUGAUUCUCAGCAGCUACCGAAACCUGCGAACACCCGACGGCCGAGUAUUGCCGUCGAAGAAGCAGUUGCAUUUGCAGGAUCGGAGGAGCCAGAAGAGCUAGAUGGUUUCGGGGACCAAGAGGACAUGGCAGAAGUGGGAGAGAGGGAUGAGUUGGACAUGGAUUCGGGCUCCGUGGACGAGAUCCAAGGGAGCGUCGGCGUGAAUAUCGUGAUACGUCGGUUUACGGCAAAGCGGCACGCCAUACGCACAAUGCGCAUACGCAGCUACCACAUCAACAACAUGUUGCGGAUCAUGGGUGCAAGCGGCUGGACACGCGCAGGCAGGAGGUGGGGGGUCGAGCUGAUCCAAGCCAACUUGUUCAACUUCGACUAUGUAUCACCGGCUCUCACGAGACUUGCAAAAAACAUUUUCAAUGCGCUCGGCCUCCUGAAGGAUCUUCUAGAUGACAUUCCUAAUGCACUUGAUCUAGCGAACCAAUCUCAAUUCCUCGAGGGGCAAGAGCAGGCAGUGAACGAGGCUAUGAGGAGGGUCGACGGGGUAGUGAGCAAGAUCAAGUCCCUAAAAGCACCCCCUGCUCUCAACCCAGAACGCCGACGCCAAAACCUCGCCAGAUUCAACCAGGCGGUGACGAAGGGUCUCUGCUCCUACGUCAUCCCCAUGUUCGUUCUGCUCCUACAGAGCUGCUUUGCCGUCGGAAUCGAGCAACCCGACGCCGAGGCCGAUACGCCGCUCCCAGAGGAGGGUGUCUUCACCGGAGUCACGGCGCAACUCAUGCUCUGGGUUUCGAAGUGGCUAUUACGUCUCUAUAGAUCCUUGGCACGGCAAUUCAAAGGCCCAGAAGCUGAGGAAGGCCAGGGCCCCGGUGAUGCGGCACAGAACCGCGAGAGCUUCGGCGUCAUGCUCAGGAAGUGGGACGAGCAUUUGAGGCACGCCGUGGCCGCCUACAACGAGCAAAUCGACAGGGAAAGAGACAUAUGUGAGAAGAAGAGACGGGACGAGGAAGCCGCGGAGGCCAAGAGAAAGAAAGAAGAGGAAGAGCUUGCGCGCGUGAGGGAGAACGAAGAGGUAUGGAAGCGCUCGUUGCUCGAUGCCGCAGGCCAGCCUCGCCCUCUUGCCGAGGCGUGGCACAAGACUACACAGCACUGGCCUGCUUCUCAGACAGGCGACAAUUCCUCCACUCCCAAACCUAGGCCACAAUCACAUACCCUGUCGCGGCUACGACCGUCGAGUUCCGCGAUCUCAUCGGGAGGGCAAGCCGCACCGCAAGCCGCGCCGCAAGCCAGGGCAAACGCUGGGCGCAUGUACCCCCCUUGGCCUGAGGACGAAACGACGUGGUUCCUGGGGGAGUUGAAACAACCGAGGAAGCCUAGGGACUUUCUAGAGAUAUGUGCCCAGGUUCUUGAACGUCCGCUCUGGGAGGUGCGGGAGGAGAAGGAGCGACUGAAAAGGUUGGGACGGUAUCGGUCGCCGGUUCGAUAAGGUUUCCGAUCUGUUUGGUUCCGUUGCUGUGGGAGCUGGGGAUCUUUUUUGUAUGGUGCCGGUUCGAUGUUGGGUAUCGGCCUCUCGGUAAGGGAACGGUUCACCUUGCGUCCGUACAAUAGUGGUCAACCUGGAUUGGGACUCGUUUUUCAAUGUUUUCCUUGCUCUUCAUACCGUAUCUUGGAUGAUGCCGUUUCAUGAAGUUUCGAACCUCUUACCAACAACGGUCACCCUGGGAGAAUUACACGUGUACUUUUCCUUGGCACCUACCCAAGGCAAUUAACCCAACAAAGCCGUGCAGCUUCCGGUUUGAGAUGGAAGCAUCCUGGGAUCAGCAGCUUCUAUGAUCCUGUCACAGCGAACCUACGCUAAAUAAGUCGUUCUGUUAAUUGCUUACAUUGGAGAACUGCCCCUCGUGCAUUGCAACCUUGCGGCACGGAGCACACCCCGCAGUCUGCGCCGAGUGCCAGCGAAUAACAAAA
This is a messenger RNA of Chaetomium strumarium, 3390 nucleotides long. RefSeq lists its product as uncharacterized. The transcript has a single exon. Lineage: Eukaryota; Fungi; Ascomycota; Sordariomycetes; Sordariales; Chaetomiaceae. The record is from RefSeq and is a predicted model, not a curated record. The coding region runs from base 362 to 2908 and encodes 848 amino acids.